AGAGGAGCAGAACUCGGCCGAAGAAAAAAAAAUCUUCAUCUCUGCGUCUGAGUGACUAGUGUGUGUGUGUGUGUGUGUGUGUGUUUUAAUGAGCAGACGACCUCUUUAAUUGAAGUCAGUCACUUGUUGCCGGAGUUCCCAUCGGAGGAACCGUCCUCUCUGAGGUCGCCCGUAGCGGCCGCGCUGCGUUAAACAACCUCGGUGUCUCCGUGGCCCCGUGCGUGUGCUCGCCUGGUCUGUGACGAGUGUCUUUCGGUGAGGACUGAGCAUCAUCCUCUGGCUGCAGCAGCCCCAGCCCCAGCCCCAGCCCUCCCCCUCUGCAGCCUCUCUCCACCAGUAUGCCCGACGCUCAAACGGAAGCAGGCGCUACCAUUUUGAAAUACAGCACCGCUUAGGUAAGAUGGUAGAUCCUUUUAUUUAAUCGCCCCCUGUUUUUUUUUUUUUUUUCGUCUGCAGCAUUAUUCUCAUCUGAGCCGCAUGAGAGCGCCAUGGACAAAAGCCACACAGUGAAGCUCUUUGUGGGCAACCUGGCGUUGGACACCACCCAGGAGGAGCUGUCAGCCAUCUUCGAACCGUACGGCCAGGUGGUCAGUUGCAGCGUGCUGCGGCAGUUCGCCUUCGUGCAUCUGCAGGGCGAGGGGGCCGCGGAGCGGGCCAUCCGCGAGCUCAAUGGGAGGGAGUUUCGUGGUCGGAAUCUGGUGGUUGAGGAGUCGAGGGGGAGGCCGUUGCACUCCACCAAGGUGUUUGUGGGUAAUCUAAGUGGCAUGUGCACCACGGAGGACCUGCAGCAGUUGUUCCAGACAUUUGGGAAGGUUCUCGAGUGCGACAAAGUCAAAGCCAGGCAUUCCUCUUCCGUAGGCUAUGCCUUUGUUCACAUGGAAAACAAGGAAGAUGCUCUCCAGGCGAUUGAAGCCCUUCAUGGCACCUCCUUCAAGGGCCGUCCCCUGUCUGUAGAGCUGUCAAAGGUCCAGCCCAGCAAACAGGCCCCUACAGGGAAAAUUCCAUGCGUUAACUGCGGGAAGCAGGGCCACUAUGCUGGAGAAUGCCCUGUGGGGAAGCCUUCUCUGGAGCAGUACCAGAGCCAGGCAGCGGUCCUGGCUGCUGCCGCCGCCGCGGCCGCCGGCCUGCCUCUUCAAGUCCAGCAAAGCGUGCACAAUUCAGUCUACAACACCUCCACCUUUGAUCCCACAUACGCUGCUCUCACAGGGAUUACCACUGGCACACGCACUGAUGGAAACCCUGUGAAUCCAGCUGUUUAUGGUGCCCUCGCCAGUCAGGUGUACGGCGCAAACGUUGCCAAUCAGCUAUAUGGAUCGGUGGCCAAUCAGGCAGCUCUGACAUCGGGCGCCACACAAGUGUAUAGCUCAGUGACGCCCAAUAUCUACGGCCAGAUGGCCGCAUCCCCAGCAGCUGCCGCUGCUGCAGCCGCCGCCGCUGCGUACUCGACUCCAGUUUACACCCCAACUAUGGCCAACCCCCCCGUCUACCUGACUGCUGCUCAUGGAUUAGAAAUGCCGACCGCAGCGGCCGCAGUCAACCCUGCUUACACUGUAGCUCAGGCAAUUUACGGCGCGGCCACACCAGCCUACGCUCACAUAAGCGCAAUGGGAGCGGCGGACCCUACCACGGCCCUCUUUGAGGCUGCCAGGCAGGCGCAUUACUUUGCCCAGGGCCAGCAGGUUGUGGCCGAGCAGCAGUCAGCGGCUGCCGCGGCAGCAGCAGCGGCCGUGGCGAAGUCUGGCGAGAGGGACCGCAGUCCCCUACGGAGGUCAGCACCUCUGCUACCAGACCCCGUGAUGAAGCCAUUCAUGUACCAGAGGGCCAAGCCACGUCGGCCGCUGCUCCCCACGCCAGCUGGCCGAGCAGCCGAAGAGGCGGUUGAAGCUGCGGAGGACCCCAUGGCCAGAUAUUAUGCGGAGUACUACCAGCAGCUGCAGCAGUACCCCCAGUUCCAGUAUGCCUACCCGCCGCCGAACACAGUGACCGCCAUCCCUGGCAUGCCGGGAGUGCAGGCCAUGCCGGGGGUCCCAGCUGUACCCACGAUAUCUGCCCAGCCGGUCGCUACGUUGGACGCCCUCAGGCCAGUGGUCCCCACCGCUGCGGCAGUGGCAGCCGCCAUGGCUGCGCCCAGGGUGUAUGAGCCGCCGUUGCCGCCGCCCACGCGCAAGGAGGCCAUCCUCCGCCGCCCCGAACUCUCCCUUCACACGCCUGAGCCCCCCUUCCGAUAGUCGCACACACCUACCUGCCCCUCUUCCCUCUUUACCCCGAACCCCAUCACCCCUCCCUCUUCCUCCCCAAACUUGACCACCAUACAGCAGCUGUAUGUAUGUAUGUUUGUGUGUGCGUGUGUGCGCGCGUGUGUGUGUGUCUGGGGCUCUAAGUGUGGGCUGGGCUUUGAAACUGGGGGCUCUUUGGUUUAAUAACCUGCUUCAUGAGGGACUUGAUCAGCUAACCUUGGUCCAGUUUGCACACACACAGUGCAGCCAUGAAAGUGAGGCUCUCAUCUGUUUUAUGGGCAUUCUUUGUGCUUCUCAGUUUUACUUUUUUAUUGUGCCAGUCUCACACUUGUGCCAGUAUUAGGCUGACCGAGUCAGUCAUCUCACAUGCCUUUAUUUCCGCAACCCAGUUAUGAUUUUCUGAGGCCAAAUCUACGACAAACGACAUCAGCCAUCCUACUUAGGCCUAGAUGAUCAGUUAGGGCAGCUAAUUUGAAACCUUUUUUGCCUUAUGUUGAAGAGUUUAUAAUGUGACCGGAUGGGAAGACAGUGGCUGCAUUGCAAUGUGUCCCAACAGAACCAAGGUUGAUGUGUUUUGGGGGAGGCGGGGGGGGGGGGUUGUCUGUCUUGAAUGCGUUGUGGAUGCGUGUGAUCAGGUGAGAUGUGCGGGCUCUUGACCUUCAGCGCACAAACGCAGCAGCUACGACUGCGCCAUGCUGAAACGACGACAACAAAAAAAAUAAAUAACGUAAAGCACACAUAUACGUACUGUAAUGUAUGUUCAGAUCUCUCCUUGGCCCCCCCUUUUUUUCUGAGUCCCUUCCCCCACCUUUAACCACAACCCUGAAAGACACUGCUUCACCUCUUUCUCCUUCUAACUACAGCUGCCUACCUCUGACAGUAAAUUUCAGCGCAGAUUCUGUUCUGUACUAUAUUCUUCUAUUCUUUUCACCCACUCAGCAGUUUCUGCUCCUCGCAAAGGUACGGGGUCAGCUUUUUAGGGAGGGAGGAGGCAGAUUUUAAUGACUUUUUUGUAGAUAUGCUGUACAGUAUAAAGUCCUCCUUCAUUUCCAGAGGCCUUUUAGAAAAAAAAAAAAAAUAAUAAUAAUAAAUAGCGCAUAUGUUUUGUUUGUGUUGGUGUAGUUUACAUGUUAUGUGAGUCAGCCUGGGAUGUAAUGAACUGUAAAUGGAAAACAAACCCAUGUGUGACUACUGAAUGAGCUGUUUACAAAGGAGCUUUAAAUUGCAUCCUGUCAGAAAUCAUGAUCAAAUGUGACCAGCUCAGUUAUGUGCCUAUAAGCCUUGAAGUGAAGUGCAUUAAGCGGAGGGAUCUCCCAUUUUAAGUGCUUUCGACAUUACUUUUUAAUCAUUUCAAGGAGGGGCGGCAGGAGCCCUCCGGAGCUUAGUACCCAGAAGGCCACGAGUAGUGAAGCUUUCUUGGACUCGCACUCCUGCGUUAGAUUUGUUUCACGUCGUAUGUUGUUUUCUUUGUUUUUUUUUAAAAUAAGCCACAAACCGAGGUUCACAAUUAGCCGCUGGUUUUAAGCAGAAACGAUAGUGAUAGCACCAAUGAAGCGAGAGAUGGGGCAGUGUCUUCCAGUUGCCACAAGUAUCCUCCUUUUAUCCUCUAAAUACCACGACCUGCUUUAGACUGGAGUUGCAAAAACUUUUCUUUUUUUUUUUUUCUUUCUGUCUGUUGUAGUUUAAUUGAUGGCUCUUAUAGGUGGAGGUGCCACACCCGGGCAGUCGGCAUAGCAACCUAGUCCCGAGUGGCAAACUCCACCUAUCUAGUUCUACAAUUAAAACAAUCACUUGAGUUUUUUGCAACUGCUAUUUGACAGCGGUCUGAUGCACACGGAGACCCCCUGAAAUCACCCUACUGCCUCGUUGUUUGCCCCCUCCCUCCCUCCCUCCUCCCCUUCCUCCUCCUCCUCCUCCUCCUCCUCCUCCUGUGGUUUUUAGUGGUUAAGUGACUUUUGCAUCUCACAGUGUAAUCUUUCUGUGUCGUAUAUACAAACACAUACCAGUUGCAUCCUUUGUAGAAUUAUGUGGUUUGCGAAAUGUCUUGUUUGCCAUGUUUGAGAUCGUAUUUUUUAGAGAAGUAUUUUCAUUUUGCCUUCUUCUUUUUUUUUUUUUAAGAAAAGACAAAAGGUUAAAAAACGGAAUCGGCAUGCUUUUUAUUGAGAAUAUGUAUACUCUAAACCUUAUUAUAAUAAAGAAUGUUUGGCUGACUACUACUGUGGUUAAAGAAAGAAAAGGGUUUGGGCAUUUCCCCUUAUUCUUGUUUAUGUUGUUCUUCUCCACUAUCUGUUUCUCUUGUGUAAAAUGACCACCAGACCCAUUUGACUGGGGACCCAGGGGGAGACAGGUGUAGAUGCUGGCCCAGCUUUGCUCUCUUUGGUCAGGGUAAGUGCGGGUUGGUGCUCCUUUCUCUCUCCAGCUUCUCAAACGCUCCGCAAACCAAAUGCGUCUUUGAAGGGGUUCGAACAAAUGAAUUCCAGCACUUAAUUCUGGCUUGGAGGCGCCUGACGCGGCCCCCCGCAAAUUGAUUUUCACGCAGACACGGCCUCACGCACCGAGUGAAAUUGCACCGAGAGCUGGGGAGAGGCACACAGAUAGAAUGGCUGCGGGUGCAUUUUGAUCUGUGGAGCAGCCUUGUUCCUGGGGGUUGAUGGGUGUGCGUCUGGUCUGGUCUGGUCUCUCUCCCUGCUGCACCAAACUUCCUCCCUCUCCGUGUGUCUCUAUGUCCACUCUGCUCUCAGAAAUGCAUGUGUGAUAAUCUGUGACUCUGCCGCAAAAAAAAAAAAAAAAAGAAGCAAAAAAAAAAAAAAAAAAAGCCCCACGACAGUCCAGCUCUGAACUAACUAUCUCAACUGAAUUAGGUCACCGUGCCACCUGGAACGGCCAGCGUGCAGUCGUGCGUGAGCCAUGGGGACGACUUUUAGCGCGACGCCACCGCAGUGGGAACUUGUUCUCUCUCUCUUCACCACCAAGGUAAAUGAAAAAAAAAAAAAAAGCAACAACAGCAAAAGAAAAAAAAAAACAUAAAAGCACUGACCUCUCCUCUCCCCACCUGCCGCCCCUCCUUUGACUGCGCCUUGCCCAAACACUCCUCCCCCUCCUCUCCUCUGCCAUCACCACCUCCCCUUCUCCCCCCCCUCCAGUCCGUAACUCCUCCUCCUCCUCCUCCUCCUCCUCCUCCUGCUCUGCUGAAAUGGCAGUGUCACACCUGCAGCCUUGGGCUUCUCCUCGGUGGGGGUGGGCAAGGGUGGGGUUGGGUUUAGGACCCCCCUCCGCUGGACUUGAGUCCUGUCCCGCAUCAGCACACAAGGCGGCCGACGGUUCCCUCUCUGUCCUGCUGGUGACUAAGUGUGAUAAGAGUGUGGCUGUGAUAAAAAGAGAGCAUCUUGUGUGGGAUUUUUCAUUGAUUGGUGAGGCUUGGCACAUUCGGUCACACCCCCGCCCUUCCCUUUGCCCGCUGGUCCUCUCCACCGCCGUAUUCGCCGCCCUCCUUCCCUCCCUCCCCCCUUCCUUCCCUCCCUUCCCCCCUACCUUCCCUCCUCCUCCCUGUCCUAUAUUGUCCCCAUGCGCCUCCUCUCUCGCCGUCCACACACACACACACUGCGCUUCCCCCCCUCCCGCCCGCCGCCACCGCCGCCGCCACCUCGGAUCUGGGUUCGUGGCUCGGACUCAACUUCCCAGAACCACCCACCUGACCCAAACUCCCCAUCCUCCUUUGUUACCGUAGAGGCCUGGGCGUUGCCAACGGACAGUGUAUGUGUGGUGGCCCGUCGCCGGACUCAGUAACCCGUGACACAGGGAGACUUCCGUGUCGGACAAGUCGCUUUGCUAAAACUUGUGGCGUUGCAGCAAGCGGCUGUGGAAGGGUUUAAGUGGAAAAAAAAAAAAACAACCUCAGACUAUAGGGGUUAAGCAGCUGCUUACAUUUGGGUCGCUCACUGCCCGUGUGCCAAUCAGAAACGUCCUAUAAGAUGGGCUCCGAUGUGGGGCCAAUCUGACCUGUAGAUUCUCAUCAGUCUCAGGAUUCCUAUAGGACUUUUCUGGUACGGCAGCUCUGUUCCUCUAUUUCUGGGAUCAGCUGGACCGGUUGGAUAUGUUGUGACUUGUAUGUGUUCUCACCUGCUUGUUCUGAGACAGAGGGCUUAAACCUGACACACAAUCGAUCCCACACUCACUGUCUUUCGGUAUGAGUUGUCUGGCAUUUGCUCCGACAGCCUUCAGGGCGCGAUGGAGGCGAAGACGGCGUCGCCUUCUGUAUGCCUAACAAACAAAGGGAAGGGAGACGGGAGGUGGAGGGGAAUGGAUAGAUGGGUUGAUUAUAAGGUGAGCUGGUAAUGAAAGGGUUCUGUGUUUAGGCUGCUCCCCUAACCAUGCCUUUCUGAUCUUGGAGGACCCUAUAAUGUUGAUUUUCAAAAUCUUAAAUCCGCUUAAUAUUCAUCUACCAAAGGGCAAAAAAAAAAAAUCCUACCAAGCUGGAUUCGCAUUUGCAAAGCAGUGCAGCGUGAUUUGCAUGCGGUUGGGAGAUUCGGUGCAACCACAUCCCAGUUUUAUUACAGCUGCAGAAUGAGUAGGGGAAAAGAGGAAAAAAAAAAAGCACCAGCCUCAGCCUCCAUGAUCAGGGCACACGGUGCUCCAGUUAUUCCCCCUGCAGCCAUCUCAUCCUCCCGCUCCACUCUUCCUCACUUAAAGGCUUCCUCUGGUGCUUGUGAGCCUGGGCUUCCCGUGCUUUGGGUGAAUGCAGCCACGCAUCUCUAAAACCCCUUCUCUGAAUUCACAGUUGCGCUGUAUUGACGGCCAAAAGCUCCCUGCAGCCUCCUCUCUCCCACCACUUCCUAACCCAUACUCCCCCACCCCUUGCCUUCUGUGGUUCGGACAGACGAAGAAUUCAAAUAGUCUACACACACGCGCACACACUCACAUCCUUGUAUUGUGUUGUUUUGACGGGAUCCUGCAGGUAACAGCUGUUUUUCUGCAGCAGAUAUCAGCUGAGGUGCACAAGUGCGUGCGUCUGGAAUACAGCCCACUCCGGUUAGCACAACUCAUUUAGACCACAUUGCCUUUUGAGUUUGCGAGCUGAGAUUCUGCAGGUUUAAUCGAAGUGACGCUCCUAGGUCUUCUAGCACAGAUGCCAAUUACAGAUGCUCAUCCUUUCUUCGGGUGAAGACACCAACGGUGGUCUUCACCCUAAACAUUACCUCAUGUUGAGGAGGGCGAGACAAUACGAACUCCUGCAGAAUGCAGCGCAGUUCAAUACUGCGUCGCUGCAAGGAUUAUUUACACCUCCAAGCAGCUCACAAUGUUCAGUAGAUGUUGAAAAGCACACAGGCUUUGACUAUUUUCUCUUUUUCUCUUGUUAUGCGCUGAGUUCUUCUGGUGUAUUGGCUUGCAAUACAUUGGUGAGGUGUUCAAGUUAUUUUGUCCACCCCCUGUUUUUGUGUUUAAUAGCCACCAGUGGCCAAAUCUGUCUGAUUCUGUGGUCCAUUCAUUAUAUAUAUAUUAUAAAAAACAAUCACAUAUUGGCAUCAGUAUUUACGGUUAUCAGCCAUUUCAUUUCAUCGCACAAGAAUAAACCUAAUAAUGACCGCAAAUAGUCGCACAGUAGCUACGCUUCUACAAGUAGGUUAAUGGACCAACAUCAGUGUAGUUAAAUUAGAUGCUUGAUUAAUUAUGAUGUAAAUCGCUCUAGUUCCCAAAGAUGACGAGGGUGACCGAAUAAUGUGUCAUCUCCAGAGCACAGCAAUCUGGAUCCGCUCAUUUCAAAGGGAUUUGAUCCGGCACAAAGCUGAAUGUGAGCGGAUUUUUUUUUUCUUUUUUUCUUUUUUUGUUGGUGAAUGUUAGAGUCAACAUGUUUACUGUGAAUGACAAAUCCUGAUAUAAACACAUAUUCUACUGUAUGGUUGUGCAUAUACAUAUAUAUAUAAAUGCCUUUAUAAUCUGUAUUUCUUAAAAUGUUGCAUGGACAUCAUAAAUAAAUUCGUUUUUUUCUCA
Mugil cephalus (flathead mullet) is the source of this 8225-nucleotide messenger RNA. RefSeq names its product RNA binding motif protein 14b (gene rbm14b). The record is from RefSeq and is a predicted model, not a curated record. Lineage: Eukaryota; Metazoa; Chordata; Actinopteri; Mugiliformes; Mugilidae. Gene Ontology annotation, cellular component: cytosol. Gene Ontology annotation, molecular function: mRNA binding; zinc ion binding. The transcript is spliced from 4 exons. The coding region runs from base 489 to 2228 and encodes 579 amino acids.